Fundulus heteroclitus (mummichog) is the source of this 2535-nucleotide messenger RNA. RefSeq names its product angiotensin II receptor-associated protein. Bases 696 to 1136 code for a protein of 146 amino acids. The record is from RefSeq and is a predicted model, not a curated record. Lineage: Eukaryota; Metazoa; Chordata; Actinopteri; Cyprinodontiformes; Fundulidae. The transcript is spliced from 5 exons. Gene Ontology annotation, biological process: regulation of blood pressure; angiotensin-activated signaling pathway. Gene Ontology annotation, cellular component: plasma membrane.
CCUAAUUAGCAAACCUGAACUACAUCAGUCAUUAUACUCCUCUGUAUAAACACCCCUCUAGCAUUUUGCUUCAAGGCUGUGUUUCAAUAGGAAGAUUACACCAGACUCUGUAUAUAUAUAAAAAAAACAUAUUUACAAGGGUGUCAUUGAGAAGCUUCCAAGCAACAGAUCUGUUUUUCUAUAAACUAGCAAAAUUAAGCCACCAUCCAGCAUUUUUAAUAUAUAAAAAGGUUAGAAAGUUACAAAUGCUUUCAUGUUGUGAGAUACUCCAGAAGCUGUCAAGACGCUAACCUAAAACAUCAACUCGCCAUGAAACAUGCAUGUUUCCGUUUGUCAUUUUAACUGAGAAACUGACAACUUUUGAACAGACGUGCCAGAUUCCUGAUAAUCCAUAAUAAACCCCUUCAAGAGACAGAAGUGAAGCUGAUUCUCCUGAGGUCUGGGGUGGAAGAAGCAGCAGCAACAGGAGGAGGGGGGGGGCAUCACAUGGGAACCAGUCAGGCUGCUGUCACAUGGCAUGUGUUUGCAAGUUCAGUUAAAGCGGAGGAGGGGUUUGCACAGAAGUUUGUGUAAGAGGAACAACUGCGGCAUUUUUCAUGUGGCCUUUCAACAAGUUGAAACGCUGAAGCGGAAAGCAGGGAAGUGCUGCAUUUUGACCAAAAACAAAACAGCAAAAACAACAAAAAAACUAAAGUAUGGAAAUCCCUGCGAUAAACCUAAAGGCCAUAGUGCUGGCACACUGGCUGCUCACUGUGUGGGGAAGCAUGGUUUGGCUACCCCCGUCCUAUUCAUGGGGGAACUUCAGUGUUUUAGCAGUUGGAGUGUGGGCGAUUGCACAGAGGGACUCCGUUGACGCUGUCCUGAUGUUUCUUAUGGGAAUGGCCGUCACGAUAUUGACAGACGUUAUCCAUUUUGGGAUCUUUUAUCCGCUGAUGGAGUUUGCGGGAGAGAGACGCUUCACCGCAGGCAUGGCCAUCCUCAACCUGCUGCUUAAACCCAUUUCCUGUUUCUUUGUCUACCAAAUGUACCGCGAACGAGGAGGAGAUUACAACGUCAACUUUGACUUAGAGACCUCUGUGGACAGUCGAUGCACCACAGACAGUGCAGACAGUGCCUUUUUUGGCCGCCGCUACUGACUCCUGGCCUCUUCCUUUUCUACCAUUUCUCUUUCCAAAUCAUCCCAUUCCAUACCCUUUCACCCAAGAAGUAAGAUUACUGAUCAGAUGGCUGGACACAAGAGACUCUUUUUUCCCAGAUAUUGUUUAUAUUCUUUUUUCAACUAUACUGUGCAUCUCUUUGCAAUUUAUGUACCUUUUUCUUUUGUUCCUUCUAACCUGACCACGCUGAAAUACCUAAACCUGUUUAACACAUCUUAUUUUUUAAGUUAAACAUCCAUUUUGGCACUAAGAAAUGACACAAAGUCUACAUUCUUAUCUAUAUCUAUUUUUUUUUUUUUUUUACCCAUUGCAUUUCUUUUGCUUCAUAGUAUUGCUACUGGGACUUUUUAUGUUUACCCAUACAGUCAUGUCUGCCUUCUGUAUUUUUGUAAGGGCAGUCUGGUAAAUUUUCAUCGUCAGCAGUUCCUCAUUACCAUCCCAUUCUUGCAUGCUUAAUGAUUUGUGUGCUGUAUUUUUAUGUUCAUUAUGUAUUCUUUGUUUGUGAGUUUGCAUGUCCUGUGUUUUUUUUGUAUCUGAAUUUUUAGUCUCCAGACACCUCAUUUAUCUAUGUGCGUUCUGUUUUUCAUGUUUUUUAAAGCAGUGCUCGAUGAUGUUGCACUUUCUAAAAUAGGGCAGAAUUAAAGUUGGCAUAUAGGCCUAACUGAUGUAUAAGAUUUUAUCCAUAUGGUAUUCAAGCCUCCUGUUGUUCUAUAUUAUCCCUCUGAAAUAAAAAAAAAAUACCUUGCUGUUUGAUUAGUAUUUAAACAUGCAGCUUUGUCAGCUAAGUCUUGCUUAUGUGAGAUUGUGCAGAGUUUUGAGCUUUCACAAAAAACGUCAUUGGUAUUCUGGUCGUGGUGGAUCCACUGCUUUCUGUCGCGGAGAAUCAUACAAAAUCAUGUGCCUUCCAGAAGUCAUUGUAAAGCAUGUUUAGAUCUGAUGUAAAGAACCCGUGAAGCUGUUUUCUCGCAGAAAACUGAGUGACUUUGACUGCUCAGAGACACACAGCACAAGAAAAAUAUCAAAUUUGAGGCCACAGCUUUCUGAAGUGGUUGCUUUCCUCAAAAUAGCCACUGAAAACACCUAUAUGGAAUAUAUGUGCGCCUGACUAGCAUUCCUAUGACUGCUUGGUUUCUAGUCAAGGAAAUAUCACGCUUUUUCUUGGCAAAGACUUUCCCACAAAUAAUCUGUAUUCAUCCAGAGGUAGCAAGCUGCUUAAGCCAAGCUAAUAAAUCAUCCCAACGGUGUUAAGUCUAUUUUACCUCAAAAGGGAAAGGGGGAAAAAAACACAGUAAAGUAACAACAAAUAAGCUGUAGUUUCAAGGCACAUGUUCAAAAACUAAGCAUUUUUUAAUGAGUUGUUGAAUAUUUCUUACGUUUU